GAACAAUUAAUCCUGAGAACAUAUACUUGCAAACCACUAAGAGAGAAAUAGAAGAAAGAAGAGCGAUGGCAACAGAGGAAUCCAGGACUGUGCAAGAAGCAUAUCCAAUGAUGGGUGGAGAUGGCCUCUACAGUUAUGCCAAGAACUCUACACAGCAGAGAAAAGCUACCGAUUCUGCCAAAGAACCGAUAAAGAAAGCAAUUGCAGAAAAGCUUGGCAAAGAAAUCCUACAAUCUUCCAAAACUUUCCGAAUUGCAGAUUUGGGUUGCUCUGUUGGACCCAAUACAUUCUUUGCAGCACAGAAUAUACUCGAAGCAGUUGAGUCCAAAUACAAGAGCGAAGGAUUGAAUUCACAAAUCCCAGAUUUUCAAGUUUUCUUUAGCGAUCAUACCUCAAAUGAUUUCAACCUGCUUUUCACAUCCCUCCCUCAAGACCGGCGAUAUUAUGUAGCGGGUGUUCCUGGAUCUUUCCAUGGUCGCUUGUUUCCCAAGAAUUCUCUUCACUUUGUUCAUUCUUCUUAUGCCAUUCACUGGCUUUCUAGAGCACCAAAAGAGGUGGUGAACAAAAACUCUCCUGCUUGGAAUAAGGGCCGGAUUCAUUACUCGAAUUCGGGAGAUGAAGUAGUUUUGGCUUACAAAGCUCAAUACGAUAAGGAUGUGCAGCAAUUUCUACAAGCCAGGGCACAAGAGAUUGUAUAUGGAGGAUUGAUGGUACUCAUUGUUCCUGGAAUUCCCAAUGGAACUCAUCACUCUCAAAGUCUGCCUAGUAUGAAUUUGGAGCUUCUUGGAUCUUGCCUCAUGGACUUGGCAAGGAAGGGAAUGGUUAGUGAGGAGAAGGUGGACUCUUUUAAUUUACCAAUAUAUAACAUGUCUCCCCAAGAACUAGAAGCUGCUGUUGAAAGAAAUGGAUGUUUUAGCGUAGAGGGAGUGGAAUACCUACCUCUUGUGGUACCAAAUGUUUCUGGUGAGUCUAAAAUUAACGGCCAAGUUCUUGCAUCGCAUUUGAGAGCUGCCAUGGAAGGGAUAAUCAAGCAGCAUUUUGGUGAAGAAAUCUUGGAUUUGAUCUUUGACUCUUACAGGAAGAAGAUUGAAGAGAACUCUUCCAUUUUUAAUUUUGGGAAGGCAGUCCACUUCUUUAUCAUUCUUAAACGCAUAUCAGAAAAUCAGCUUAGCUAGCUGGAAUAAAGAAGCAAAGAGGUGGAGACAAAUGAGGAGCAUCUGAUUGAUCAUUUUGUUUGCAUAUGUAGCACAAAUAAAUUAAGUUUCCUUUCUCUUAUAAUAAAACUUGGUCAUGAAGGUCCAUAUUACUCAAAAAGCUAUCUUCUAAUAUGUUGAUGUGUCCCAAUGUGAACUCCACACGUUCUUGUGAGGCGGCCGGGGCUAAUAGGAGGGUCAACUAAAUUAUUAUUAUUAUUAUAUUAUUAUUAUUACUUUGCUUUUCAAAAGAUAGUUGCAGAGACAACCAAAUGGUAAAUU
Messenger RNA from Ziziphus jujuba (common jujube), 1475 nucleotides. Its product is annotated as loganic acid O-methyltransferase-like. Lineage: Eukaryota; Viridiplantae; Streptophyta; Magnoliopsida; Rosales; Rhamnaceae. The record is from RefSeq and is a predicted model, not a curated record. The transcript has 3 exons. Bases 66 to 1175 code for a protein of 369 amino acids. Gene Ontology annotation, biological process: methylation. Gene Ontology annotation, molecular function: S-adenosylmethionine-dependent methyltransferase activity.